UAUCUACUACAUGUAUUUGAAAUAAUAUUCAAAAUUUAAAUGGUAUUUGUACGGAAAUGAUUUUACUUGAAUAUGGUAGUUGCCGGAGUCUUGUUACCCUGGACUGUAUUUGUCCAGAUUGUGUCGUUGGACUAAAAUGGCGUUAAGGAAUGCACCACUAUGCUUUAAGUGCUUCAGCAGUUGUCCUGAUGCAGUGACUAUAAAUACUAAUAUAUACAGUUUAUUAUUCUACAGUGAGAGAGAGAGGAUGGUAAGAGAGCUCUGUCUCCUUUCUUUGCUCUUCUUGUCCUUGCUGCCUUCUGCUCAAAGCCUCCUCUGGUUUAAUAUUACCAGACCCUACGAGAGGGGGGCACUCUGUAAUGACUUCACUCCAGCUGGGUAUUUCAUUCGUAGAAAACCCAGCAGCGAUAAGUGGCUCAUAUUCCUGGAAGGAGGUGGUGGCUGUAACACUGUUACCAGAUGUAAUGAGAGAUUCAUAGACUCCAGAGUUAGGAAGGAUUAUACCAGCCUAAGCUCUGAUGGUAGCUUCACUGUUGAUGUGCUAAGGGCUUGGACUGACCACUCAAGUGAUCCUCUCUCAGUGAUGUCACCUCUAAUGACGUCACUGUGGAGGUUCUCUUCAAGAAAAGGACGUAAUUCAACCUCCUGGAGCAUAGAAGGGAGGGACCUCCUCUCCAUUGACCGUGGGUUAAACCCCAGUUUCUAUGACUACAACCACGUCCUCGUCCCAUACUGCAGCAGUGACGUUUGGCUAAGGUCAACUGAUUUCAGUAAUUAUACACUCGGCUUCACUUUCGAUCCACUUGCGACUGAUAACCAGUUCACGUUCCGUGGUGCCAUUAUAUACAAAAGUGUCAUACAUGAUCUCUUUGUGUACCACGGUCUCCGUCGAUCGGUUGAGGUUAUACUGGCCGGUAGCAGUGCAGGCGGUAUUGGAGCUAUGUCACACGCACAAUGGACACUGGACGAACUUGACUCAACCACUAAACUCUCAUUGAUUGUUGAUUCCGCCUGGUUUAUUGAUUUUAAAAAUACGAUUGAUGAACAAUUUUCCGGAGAAAUCGAGGCUGACCAAGAGAACAAUACCUGCUCUAGCAAAGAAGGGGACAACCCUUCAUUAUGUGUAUCAGCUCCUUACCUUAUCACUAAUCCCGAUCUAUUUCCUAACGUACCAAUAUUUGUCGUUUUCAGUCAAUACGAUCUAUACAUACUAGCUCUCUCUCUUGCCGACAUUACAGUCGGUCCUGCUGGUAUUAUUGAGCUAAUGCGUAUUGUCUCAGAAUAUAGCGGCUCUAUGGAGGCCACCAGGCAAUAUGCAUCCCUGCAUUUCGGGAAUUUGAGUUAUUACGUAACAUCAUGUUUUCAUCAUGUCUACUUUGCUACUAGUGAACUGUGGGGAGAUGAGACUGCUAUACUGGGUAAUGAAGCUGUGGAUGAGUCUUAUAGAAACAACCGCUUUGUACACAAGGUAGAGAGCAACAUAUGGAGGACGUUUACUCUCUCUGGUACUAAUACUAACACUACUUCUGUCACCAUAUCACAAGCCAUACAAGAAUGGCUUACAAAAAAGGACCACGGUCAAGUGGUCGGGUACACUGAAUCAUGUAAUGGCCCACGUUGUAACCCUCUCUGUCCAGAGGACAUAAUCCUCGGCCAGCUCGGACCAGUCUGGGGUAGCAACAUCCAGCUGGGUGUGUGUUUGAUCGUAGUCAUGGUCACAGUUCUUUCUUUAUGCGUUAAACUCUCUUUCUUUGUUUGGUAUAAAGUACUGCAAAGGAGGCAGAGGAAAGUCAUUGAGAGUGAAGAAGUUGACCCCAACAAAGGACUGGAAUCAAAUUUGCCAAUAUGUGAAGAUAGAGAUGCCAUAUCUGUAUCCUGUCUGAACCUCAGAUAUUCUGUGACUUUGAGUAAAUCUGCCCUAAAGAAAAGUAGUGGUACUGAUGCCCUCAACGCUCAGAGAGUCAAACGACUAAUGUCAGUGUCAGCUGUAGUGAAUGCCAGUUGUGUUGGAGGGGGCGGGGUAAAGGGGAGGGGUCGAUACAGAGGACGGAGUGGAGCAGGUUCCGCUGAUCCUGAGGCACCUGAUGAACUGGAGGAAAUUGAAUUUGUUGGAUCUGCUGAGAAUAAUGACAUGUUGGAUUCAUUGCAAGAGUUUCAGAAAAGACACGAAGGGAAGCAAAAGAGAACAGGAAAGCUAAAACGGUACCUGUCAGAGAGGACAAUCAAGAGCAGCAAGGGUAGCAGCAAAAAGAAGGAAAUAAUAAGAGGAAUAUCGGCUUAUUUUAAUCCAGGGGAGAUGAUAGCAGUCAUGGGGCCAUCAGGUUGUGGUAAAACAACGUUCAUAGAUCUCCUAGCCGGUCGUCAGAACCUUGGUUCUUACCAUGGUAGGAUAAUAGUGAAUGGUUGCCCGAUAGAGAGAGUGAGGGAUUGGUACGUCUCCCAUACUGGGUAUGUGCUCCAGCUGGCUAGUCCUUACUAUGAGACACUCACAGUGAGAGAGAACCUGACACUUGCUGCUCAAAUGAGGCUACCCAAGUCUUGCUCUAUGAGCAACAAACUAAUGAGAGUGGAACAGAUAUUAAGAGAAACUGGUCUCAUUAGUUUAGCUAAUACAGUUGUUGGUGCUAGCAUUGGUCCAGGGCUGAGUGGAGGACAGAAGAGAAGACUAUGUGUUGCUCUUCAGCUGCUCAAUAUGCCUAGCCUCAUCUUCCUGGAUGAGCCAACAUCAGGUCUUGAUUCUUUAUCAUCACUUGAACUAUUGACUCACUUGAAUAACAUUGCUGCAUCUAAUAGAACAGUAAUACUGACCAUCCAUCAGCCUCGACUGGAGAUAUACCACAUGUUCAGCCACAUCAUACUCCUCUGUCAAGGACAGGUUGCAUAUCAUGGCAUACCUGAUAAUGCCUACCAGUUCUUUGUUACUGCUCACCUCAACGCCACACUCAACAUAACAAGACUUAAAGAAAUGGAGACAAAGAACCCAGCUGAUAUGAUAGUUGACAUGUUAGCUAGUGAGGAGUCACGUAUGGCCAUAUUGGAUCAUUAUAAAAACACACAGGAGUCACAGAGGAUAAAACAAGCCAUCAAUGAAUGUGUGGCAGGAACAACUGAUUCACAUGGAUACAUGUACAAAGGAUCUUCUGAGAGACCCAGCCAGUUUGAUCAGGUAGCUGCUCUCGAAGCCAGAGCUAAGAAGAAGUCUUCAUUUGGUCACACGAUAUACCUACCAGUAAUAUUCUUCAUGUAUGGAUUUCUAUUAGGCUCUGUGUUCCCUUCCACUGGUAAUGCUACGUUCAUUUUAACUGGUUUUGGUGUAUUCUCUUGUGCUAGUGGCCUAUUCAUGUUUCCUGCUAUAUACAACUACCUCUACCAAGCAAUGGAGAUAUUUUCUCUCGAGUAUUCUGAUGGCAUUGGUCAUACGUGGCAGCUGGUGUUUCAAACCUUCACUAGGUUUGUGAGCAUAUCAGCUGCUCCUGUCAUCAUUGGAGCCACUGCAGCUUACAUCCUUAUAAUUCCUCACACUCAGUACAAUAUCAUUGUCUUUUAUCAAAUUAUAAUCUUCAACCUUGUACUCAAUCAGACCUGGAUAGCUCUCCUCAUCUGCAUCAUUACGGCUCUCCCUCAAUAUGCCCACAGGGUUUCUCCCGUCCUAUCAGCCAUCGCCGGGUUCGCUGGAGGGUUUUUCAUUCCUCCCAGUCAGAUGCCUAGAUGGUAUUCUUGGCUAUUUUAUAUCAAUCCCAACUUUUAUGGUUUUUCUGCUCUGAUGCGUGUCAUUCUCCCCAGCCUUUCCUUAGACUGUAGCUAUGAGUCUUCACUUGAGUGUUAUCCUACAACUGGGGAAUACCUCCUCACCUACUUCAGUAUGGAUCAAGUCAAUCCAAUGCUACACGUGCUAUUGCUGUUAUUGAUGAGUGCUAUACUUCUCAUUCUCUCUUGGGCUGCUCUAUUCCUUCGUCAUGCUAACACUAGCAGUUUUGUUAAGAGGAUAAGGAACAGGAAAAACAAAUCUUUUGUUUGUGUGUCUUCAAACGAGGCUCGGAUCAAAGGAGAUGAGGAGACUCAGGCAGAAACCAAACCGGACGAUGAACAAGAAACUGAAGUACCCACUAACGACCCAAAACAAGCUGGUCCAAAAGUAUUCGAUCGUACAACAUCCUCCAGUUCAAUGCUACAAGAAGGCCAAGCUCAUGAAGUGUGGGCUCCCGGGCGAAGGAAAUCAGUAAAUCGUGCUUCGUUCAUCGGUCAUAACAGUCUAGAGAUGCGUAGAAAGUCCCUCCUCCAACGUGUCAAUAGCAUUUGCGUAGGACCUCCAGGAGAAGAGGGAAGGCUUGAUAGGAAGCAAGGGAAGUCUCGAGUACCUAAUAAAGAAACUCUUGAGUUACGGAGAAUGCAAUGGUCGCUUAUCGAAGAGAAAGAUGAUGAAGGCAGUCAAAUGAGUUCCGUCUCUUCGUCUGUGAGUAGCAGCUUUUUGGCUAAGACCCCGUCCAUCAUCGAAGAGGAGGAGGAGGACUCUGGCCCUGAGUCUGUCUUUCUUUCUACUAGCGACUCCUUUCGUCCCCCUCCUCUCCUCUCUAAGACCAGCAGUGUCUCGUAUACAAUGUACUCUAUACAAGAGGAGGACCCUGACAGCGAAAGUAAGACCGUCAUUAGUAACACUAUCGCUGAAGAGGAAGAAGAAGAAGAAGAGCAACAAACAGAAGAGGAAGGAGAGAAUGAUCAAAUGGAGAAAGGAGAUGAGGGAGGGGAUCAAGAAAAAGAGGGAGAGGAGCAAACAGCAGAGGAGACAGCGGAAAGAAAGGAGAUAGUAGAAGAGGAUAAGAAGUCCGAGUGUACAGCCCCUCAAGUACACGUACCAAAAGAGGAUGAGAGUGAAUCCAUUACUUAUGUCCCUCAGUCUCUUUCAAAGCGGCCCUUACAGAUGUUGGUCAUUCCAGCUGCUUCAAAGCGAAGAAGCGACAAAUUUGUAACUAAACUUGACAAUUCUCUGAGUCCUUUGGGGAGUCCUUCCAAGGCCCCUUUGGAAUCAGACUUGCAAGCUUUAGAGACUGAGAUAUAAAUUGAAUAUGAAUAUUAAGGCACUAGGUCUGUGAGUCAACGUCUAUAGUAGACUGUAGUAGUUAUAGUAAACAAACAAACAAGUUAUUUAUUAUUUAUUUAUUUAUUCAUUUAUUUUAUUAGUAGUUUGAAUGAGAUGAUGUA
Molecule: messenger RNA, 5199 nt
Organism: Amphimedon queenslandica
Lineage: Eukaryota; Metazoa; Porifera; Demospongiae; Haplosclerida; Niphatidae
Exons: 18
Coding region: 137-5056 (1639 amino acids)
Biological process (GO): transmembrane transport
Cellular component (GO): membrane
Molecular function (GO): ATP hydrolysis activity; ATP binding; ABC-type transporter activity
Source: RefSeq, a predicted model, not a curated record